AUGGCGUUGGAUAUAGAAGACAUCUUGAACGAUUCGCUCGAGUUUCUGGACCCCGGAUCAGCCGGCUUUCAUCAAGACGACGGCACGAUCCAGUAUGGCCCCAUCAAAUUAACCGUCGCGCCGAAAGAGGGUAAGGCAAACACGCUUCUCGCCGACCAUCUUUUCUCUCCGUCCUUGCUCUUGGCGGAGCGCGUUGAACGGGGAUUGAUACCGGUCGCUGGCAAGUCUGUGAUAGAGCUGGGAGCGGGUUGCGCGCUGCCUUCAAUAUUGCUAUCAACGCUGCCAGAGCCGCAAGCCCCCAGUCUCGUCAUACCCACCGACUACCCCGACCCGGUCAUCCUCAACAACCUCCAGGGCAAUGUCGAAAGGAACGCAAAUCUGGCCACACCGAGGUGUACGGUAAAAUGGCAAGGCCAUGCAUGGGGUGAAGACACCGACAAGCUGACAACUGCGGCGGAGAGUGGGUACGACAUCGUGAUCCUUUCCGAUCUCCUCCACUUCGACUCCUGUCACCACAUCCUGCUCAAAUCCCUCUUGGCCCUCCUCGCAAAACGGCCAGCAUCACGGAUCUACUGCGCCGCAGGCCGAUAUACCCCGCCUCACGUAUGUGAUGCAUGGCUCGAUCUCUCGCGGGCAUCCGGGAUCGAAUGGAAGGAAGAGACGGAGGAUCCUGAGAGUGCGGAAUGGCGGGGCAAGAUGCCCGUGCUGUGGGGAGGUCGACUCAUGGAUCAGGAAGCGCUCGCGACGAGGAAAGGGAUGUGCCGACUGUGGAUAGGAAAGUGGAAGGAGGGCGCGAUUGCGUAA
Messenger RNA from Punctularia strigosozonata HHB-11173 SS5, 804 nucleotides. RefSeq lists its product as uncharacterized. NCBI's taxonomy places the organism in Eukaryota, Fungi, Basidiomycota, Agaricomycetes, Corticiales, Punctulariaceae. The transcript has 6 exons. The coding region runs from base 1 to 804 and encodes 267 amino acids. The record is from RefSeq and is a predicted model, not a curated record.